Messenger RNA from Naegleria fowleri, 771 nucleotides. RefSeq lists its product as uncharacterized. NCBI's taxonomy places the organism in Eukaryota, Heterolobosea, Eutetramitea, Acrasida, Naegleriidae. Bases 1 to 771 code for a protein of 256 amino acids. The record is from RefSeq and is a predicted model, not a curated record. The transcript has a single exon.
AUGAUCAUCUUGAGGAGGAAGAAGAUAUUAACGUUACAUUUCAUUGUUUUUUGUUCAAUAUUUAUUUCAUUAAGCGCUUGGAUUCAUUCGGUAUCGAUAGGCACUCCGAAUGUAACUACUCAUGAAGAGGCAGUACAUGAAUUGAUGAGUCUUAUUCAAAGGCAUCAAUGGAAUUCAACCCAACGUUUGAUGGCUGAUUCUUUCCGAUUACAAGUUUAUGGGUUUAUCAAAAAUCAAGAAAUUCCAUUCUCGGGAUUGUAUUUGGGAAAGAAUUCAUGGAAGUACUUCUAUGGAAAUUUAUCAAAGUAUUUUGAUGUUGGAAAAUACACUUUAGAACAUUAUGAAAUAGUCGCCCGAAACGGAAAUAGCUCGUUUGUCAAGGUGGAUGAAACUCAUUUCACUUUGUAUCAUCAAUUUAAGGUUUCAUUAAGCGAUGCGUUCUACCUGGAAUCAGAAGAAUUUCAUACAUUGGGCAACAAUGGCAAAACGGCCACCACUCUUUUCACGUUUGCCCAAAUGUAUGCAGACACUUCUUCCAUUGCAAAUGUUCUCUAUUUGGAUAGUGGAAAGAGUGAUGAAGUGUUGUUUUUCGUGAUUGGCAGUGCUUGCGGUGCUUUGAUCUUGGGGAUUGCUCUCGGCUCCAGUACAUUGCUCAUUAUUUCAGAAAUGAAAAAACGAAUCAAAUUCAUUACGACCACGAAACGAAAUUCCAAAAAUCCACACUUGCUUAAUAAUACUCCAUCAAAUUCUAAGGCCCAGAAAGAACAAUAA